UCUUUAUUUACCUUCAGCUUCACCAGCAUUUCGGAGCAUUAUCGGCGUGAAUACGCAAUUUGUCGUAUAUCUAUGGUUAGGAGUAAGAGUGGAGAGAAAAUUUGGAGAUUGUUUAGUCCUGGAUUAAAACCGUUAACUGUGAGGAUACCGUGAGGAUGUUACUAUUCCGAAUUUGAACAUACGUAAGAAUGUACGGCAGUGUGCAGUGAAAAUAGAGGAUUGGGCUUGAUUUAUAUUUAGAUCAUUCAGAUAGAUUCAGAUAGAUUUACAUAUCGAUAUAAUACGAUAAAAGAAAAUUCACGAUAAAAUCUUGAGGAAGUUCUGAAAAGAUACGAAAACAUAAAUAUGUCAGAUCCGGAACUUGAAGCGUUACGACAGCAACGUCUGGCUCAAUUGCAGGCUCAAUAUAAGGGUAACAAUGCCAAUGAUAAACAAGCGAUGGAAGAGAGAAUGCAACAAAUGGAAGAGAUGAAGCAUGCUAUAUUGACCCAAGUGUUGGAUCAGUCAGCUAGAGCAAGAUUGAAUACACUUUGCCUUGGAAAGCCGGAGAAGGGCAAAAUGGUGGAAGAAAUGCUUCUGAACAUGGCACAACGUGGACAGCUACCUGGCAAACUUGGAGAGAAAGAACUAAUCAAUUUACUUGAAAAUGUGAAUCAACAAACGCAAAAGAAGACAACAGUCAAAUUUGAUAGGAGAAGAGCAGCUAUGGAUUUUGAUGAUGAUAUGGACUUGUAGCAAUUGUAUUGUACAAAUUUUACAAUACAAAUUGUAUUGCAAUUGUACAAACUUUACAUCCAAAAUCAAUUAAAUUAGAGAAGAUACUCAUGAUUCAUAUGUGCAGUAAGUUACAGAAAUUACAAUAUUCACCCCACAUUUUGUUUAGUAAUAAUAUUAUUUUUAUGCUGUACUAAAAUAAAAAAAAAAGUUACUAUCACUUGAAUUUUAAUAGUAGGACACAAGAAUUGAUCAACAUUACCAUUCACUUUGUUAUUAAAUAUAUCGCAUAUAUAUCUGGAAAUUACUAUUCACCUUAUAAUCUUCCAUUUUUCCAACUUUCCAAAAUCGAUUAUUUCCAUACAGAACACACAUGUCAUUUCUCUAUGAUAGUAGUAAUAA
Messenger RNA from Trachymyrmex septentrionalis, 1116 nucleotides. RefSeq names its product programmed cell death protein 5 (gene PDCD-5). The record is from RefSeq and is a predicted model, not a curated record. Gene Ontology annotation, cellular component: nucleus; cytosol. Gene Ontology annotation, molecular function: DNA binding. The transcript has 4 exons. Bases 346 to 735 code for a protein of 129 amino acids. Lineage: Eukaryota; Metazoa; Arthropoda; Insecta; Hymenoptera; Formicidae.